Molecule: messenger RNA, 1971 nt
Organism: Sabethes cyaneus
Lineage: Eukaryota; Metazoa; Arthropoda; Insecta; Diptera; Culicidae
Product: fatty-acid amide hydrolase 2-B
Exons: 3
Coding region: 164-1819 (551 amino acids)
Source: RefSeq, a predicted model, not a curated record
GUAACGCGAGUGGACUCUUUCCGCAGUUGUCGCAACUUUCAACAAACUGUUUAGUUAACAAACUUAAUCGACCGCUUUCGGAGUUUGUCACAUCAAACGAUCGUCGAAAGUGAAGUGCAGUGCAGUGCGAGUGCAGUAGGUACAAGAAGGUGUUUUGUGGGAAAUGCUAUCCUACGCAAUUGCUGCAGUGGAAAUGCUGCUGGAACUUUUCACCGAAGGCUGUCGGAUGGCGAGGCGUGAAUUUCACAAAAUUAUGAGCUAUGCCAUCCGACGAUUGUUGCGUGGUGCAAUGCACGUGUUCAGCUGGUUCGUUAUUCCCUACUCGUACGUCGUCAGCACCCGGAUACGACGCAAGCAUCUGCCACCACUGGACGAUCCACUGCUCCAGAUACCGGCCGUAACGCUAGCCGCCAAAAUUCGAAGCGGACAGAUCAAAAGUGAACAGGUCAUCACCGCCUACAUUAAUCGCUGCCGCCAGGUUAAUCCUAUCUUAAAUGCUAUCGUGCAAGACCGCUUCCAGCAAGCUCUGGAAGACGCCCGGCGGAUAGAUCAGGAAAUUGCGAGUGGUAUGAAAACUGAAGAACAGAUGGCGAAAGAAACACCCAUUCUCGGUGUGCCCAUCACCAUCAAGGAAAGCCUAGGAGUCAAAGGUAUGAGUAAUACGGGUGGAAGAAAACUGAAGAAAAGGCGAAUUGCUGAACAGGAUGCUCCCGUAAUCCAACAAAUUAAAAAGAACGGAGGUAUCAUAUUACUGGUUAGCAACACUCCAGAACUUUGCAUGUGCUGGGAAACUUACAAUAAAUGCACCGGUCUAACAAAAAAUCCAUACAAUUUAAGGCGAACAGUCGGAGGCUCUUCGGGUGGUGAAGCAGCUCUAAUAAGCUCAGCCGCAUCGCUGAUGGGGGUUACCACGGAUAUAGCAGGAUCUUCGCGGCUACCUGCCGCUUUUGUGGGUGUUUUUGGUCACAAACCGUCACCUUUCGUUGUAUCACCAUAUGGUCACCAUCCAUCGUGUGAAGAUGAAACGUGGGGCAACUUUUUCACCCCAGGUGCGAUGUGCCGAUACGCUGAAGAUCUUCCGCUCCUCUUGCAAGCAAUGAGAGAUCCCGAGGGAACCACUGUAUCCUUAGAUACAGAGGUGAACCUCACAGACCUGAAAUAUUACUACAUGGAAAAUGAUGGUCCAACUGGUUUAACCGAACCGAUUCAACCGGACGUACGGGCCGCCAUUGAAAAAGUUGUAAAUCAUUUUAACGCAGAGAAGGUUAACAUUAAGCGACUCAUUUGGUCGCUGGACAUUUCCAUGUGUAAAAUGCUACGAAUGAAGGAUAUCGAAACCAUCUAUACUCUGCAGACUGAUGAUCAACCAAAUACUACGUUUGGCAAAGAGAUUCUCAAGUACCUAUGCGGAUGCUCUGAUUCCGAUUUACCGUCGGUAGCCAUUGGCCCGAUGCAACAUAUCAUUCAGAAUUAUAUUCCCAACUCGAGGCUAACAUUUUUGGAUGAACAAACCGAACUGCUGCGAAAGGACUUUAUCGAUAUGCUCGGAACGAAUGGAAUUUUCAUUUACCCUGUAUUCCCAAAUACUGCCCAUAGACACUUCGAAAUCUACCACAAACUGGUCGAUACGAGCUAUCUCAUGGUGUUCAAUACGCUUGGACUUCCGGCAGCGUCCUGUAUGGUGGGACUGGACAGAAAUAAACUGCCCAUGGCUGUACAGAUAAUUGCUAGUCCCGGUCAAGAUCACCUGAUUUUUGCAGUCGCCAAAGAAUUAGAACGGAAGUACGGUGGCUGGGUGCCACCACCGGUUGGCAAAUAGUAAAUGAAUGAUCGGCGCAUCCGUCGGUGCUAGUGAUAGGCUAUGGUGACCACAGAACACUACUGUGAUAGGUUAAGUGAGAGAUAUUGUUAUUAUAUUUUUUCAACUGUUCAGCUGUUUGAUUCUACUUCGAAAUUAAUCUAUUCAGAUAA